This is a messenger RNA of Caretta caretta (loggerhead turtle), 2645 nucleotides long. RefSeq lists its product as uncharacterized. Gene Ontology annotation, cellular component: nucleus. Gene Ontology annotation, biological process: regulation of transcription by RNA polymerase II. The record is from RefSeq and is a predicted model, not a curated record. NCBI's taxonomy places the organism in Eukaryota, Metazoa, Chordata, Testudines, Cheloniidae. Gene Ontology annotation, molecular function: RNA polymerase II cis-regulatory region sequence-specific DNA binding; DNA-binding transcription factor activity, RNA polymerase II-specific.
AAGAAUGAACAUGGGAGAGAGACCCUACACAUGCCUUGAGUGUGGAAAAAGUUUUAGUCAGAGCUCAGCCCUCAUCGCACAUCGGAGAAUCCACACUGGAGAGAGACCGUACACAUGCCCUGAGUGUGGGAAAAGCUUCAACCGGAGCUCACACCUCAUCGCACAUCGGAGAAUCCACACCGGAGAGAGACCCUACACAUGCUCUGAAUGUGGGAAAAGCUUCAAUCGGAACUCAAACCUUAUCACACAUCGGAGAAUCCACACAAAAGAGACUCCCUACAGAUGCUCUGAGUGUGGGAAAAGCUUCAGUCACGGCUCAGCCCUGAUCACCCAUCGGAGAAUCCACACUGGAGAGACGCCCUUCACAUGCCCUGAGUGCGGGAAACACUUCAAUCACAGCUCACACCUCAUCACACAUCAGAGAAUUCACACAGGAGAGACACCUUACAUGUGCUCUGAGUGUGGGAAAAGCUUCUGUCGGAGAGCUACUCUUAUCACGCAUCGGAGAAUCCACACGGGUGAGACACCCUACUCGUGCUCUGAGUGCAGGAAAAGCUUCAGUGAGAGUUCAGACCUUAUUAGGCAUUGGAUAAUCCACACAGGAGAGAAACCCUACACAUGCCCUGAGUGUGGGAAAAGCUUCAACCACAGCUCAAACCUGAUCACACAUCGGAGAAUCCACACUGGAGAGACGCCCUACACCUGCUUUGAGUGCGGGAAAAGCUUCACCCAGAGCUCGCACCUUAUCACACAUCGGCGAAUCCACACGGGAGAGCGACCCUACACGUGCUCUGAGUGUGGGAAAAGCUUCAACCACAGCUCAAACCUUAUCACACAUCAGCGAAUCCACACGGGUGAGACACCCUACUCGUGCUCUGAGUGCAGGAAAAGCUUCAGUGAGAGUUCAGACCUUAUUAGGCAUUGGAGAAUCCACACAGGAGAGAAACCCUACACAUGCCCUGAGUGUGGGAAAAGCUUCAACCACAGCUCAAACCUGAACAAACAUCGGCGAAUUCACACUGGGGAGACACCCUACACCUGCCUUGAGUGCGGGAAAAGCUUCAGCCAGAGCUCACACCUUCUCACACAUCAGCGAAUCCACACGGGAGAGCGACCCUACGCAUGCUCUGAGUGCGGGAAAAGCUUCAAUCGGAGCUCAAACCUCAUCACACAUCAGAGAGUCCAUGUAGGGAAGACACUCUCCUCAUGCUCUGAGUGUGGGAAAAGCUUCCGUCGGAGCUCAGCCCUUAUUAGUCAUCAGCGAAUCCAUAAAGGAGUGACAAACUACACAUGCCCUGAGUGUGGGAAAAGUUUUAAUAAGAGCUCAAUUUUCAUCAAACAUAAGAGAAUCCACACAGGCGAGUAACGCCAUAAAUCAGGGCUUCUCAACCUUUUCUUUCUGAGGCCCCCUCAACCUGCUAUAAAAACUCCAAGGCCCCCAACGGGUGGGUAGCGACUUACGGAUCUGGGCCCGGGGGGUGGGACCCUUGGGCAUAGGUGUACUUUGACUUCUAUUUUGGGAGGGGUAAGGGCUGGCAAGGCUUGGGCUAGCUCCACACAGCCGGGUCCAGGGAGGGAGUCCAGCCGGGUCCACUUCCACCCCCUGCCUCACCUCAGCAGCCACCCACCUGUCUGGGGCUUUGUGCUGGUGGCUGCUCCCCACAGCUCUGCUGGCCUCGGAGCCAGGUCCCUGCCUGGGCAGCUGUAACUGGCUGCGUGAGCAGUCAAAGCAGGCCGGGAGCUGAGGAGCAGCUGCAACCCUGGGCACCAGCAGCAGAUGGAGUGGGCAGCCCUGGCAUUCCCCCAUGACACCAGCAGCCAGAAGAGCAGCUGCCCCGCACUGCCUGGCUCCAGAUUGGCCAGGUCAGAGAUGGGAGAGGUGGGGCUUGAGGGGGGCUGAGGGAGUGGAGCUUCCCCCAGGACUGCCACGUUCUGGGUAAGGCACUGCAGUUGGGGGGCGGGGUGCCUCCUCAACUUUGCUCAUGGGCUCAGGGCUUCAGCCCUGUGCCGCUCCCGGAUUCCGUUGCGGGAGCUCAGGGUUUCAGCUCCCUGCCGCUCUGACUUCAGGGGCGGGAGGGGAGCUCAGGGUUUCAGCCCUGCACUGCUCCCAGCUUCGGUGGGGGAGGGAAAGAGGGGAGCUCAGGGUUUCAGCCCCAUGCUGCUCCUGGAUUCAGUGGUUGAGGGGAGGGGAGCUUGGGGUUUCAGCCCUGUGGUGGGGAGCUGAGACUUGGGGUCUCAACUGUGGGUCCCCACAGACUCCCUGAAAGGAGAACCCCAGGGGCCCCCGGACCUCCAGUUGAGAACCGCCACCAUAAAUGUCUUAGGGCCGGCCAAAGAUUUUUUGUAAAAUACAGUAGCAAAUUCCCACGUAGUUUGUACCAUUUUCUUCAGUGUAGUCUCUCAGCUUUACGUGAGUUGCCUGCCUCUGUCUUUUGCCCCUUCCCAUUUGGGGUGAAUCACAUCAUCCUUUAUCAACUCCUUUAUUUUAUAAGUCCUGGGAGUGUGUCCUUCUCCUGCCAGAAAUAUCCAUCAGCACCAUGUGCGGGAGAUAGUGUUCACCUUGACUAGCUACACUGAAGUAAAAAUGGCCCGUGCCUUGUCUCCACUGGGAUUGUACAUGGAGGUAGCCGCUCAGUUUAGAGAUC